Messenger RNA from Mytilus trossulus (common blue mussel), 1152 nucleotides. RefSeq names its product calcyphosin-like protein. Gene Ontology annotation, molecular function: calcium ion binding. NCBI's taxonomy places the organism in Eukaryota, Metazoa, Mollusca, Bivalvia, Mytilida, Mytilidae. The record is from RefSeq and is a predicted model, not a curated record. The transcript is spliced from 4 exons. Bases 147 to 707 code for a protein of 186 amino acids.
UUGAUCAUUUAUUGUAAGUAAACAAUUUACCUGUGUACAAGUCCAUAUCAUACGGUUACAUGUAAGUUGUGUGAAACGUGGGUGAUUCACAUAAUUAUACAGGUUAAAAAACACAGAGCAUCCGUAGUUACUUGAAGAAGAAAAAAAUGGCUGACAAACUAGCAGAACUGAGAGCGAAAUGUCUAGAGCGAGGAGCUGGUGGAAUACACGGCAUUGGCAGAACUUUUCGAAAUAUUGACGACGAUGGUAGUAAAUCUCUUAGUCUUGAGGAAUUCAGAUAUGGUCUAAAAGACUUUGGCCUUAGCUUUCCAGAAAGUUCUGUGCAAGAGUUGUUUACCUACAUUGACAAAGAUGGCAGCGGUACAAUUCGAUUUGAUGAAUUCCUACAAGCAAUAAGGCCUCCUAUGUCGCAGACUAGAAUCUCAAUCAUCAACGAAGCAUUUAAAAAGUUUGACAAAAAUGGUGAUGGUGUAAUCUCCGUAGCUGACCUCAAGGGUGUUUACGAUGCAAAACACCACCCUAAAUACAAGAGUGGACAAAUGACAGAAGACCAAGUUUUUAGAGAAUUUCUUGACGUGUUUGACCAUGGUGUUAAAGACGGAAAGGUGACCAAAGAAGAAUUUAUCAAUUACUACAGUGGUGUAAGUGCCUCUGUAGAUACUGACCAAUACUUUGUGGAAAUGAUGAGAAGUGCAUGGAAAAUGUAGGGAGACUGUUCAAUAGGAACUUCAACAUUAAGACAAAGGAUGGUCGAUAUUUAAUACUUCUGCAAGCAGUAGGGACGGCGAUAUACUAGUUGAUGAGAUUUGUUGAGCAACAGCUAGAUGCAGUGAAUAAUAUUUACCUCAUCCUAGAUCAAAAUGUAUAUUAUGUAGGAAUUAUUCAUGUCUGCCCAUCUUUCUAUGUAUGUCUGGCUCAUAGUUUGUCAAUACAACGAAGGAUAUUAUGAUAUGCAUUUAAUAACUGUUUCCUAACAUCAGAUUGUAUCAUAAAGAAAGGAAUUUAAAUAAUUAUAAAGGUAAUUAGCUUUGGUUAAUUUGCUACCCUUAUAGAUUUGUAUACCUCAUUUUCAAAUAUGAAAAGUCUUGCCCAGCUAAAAACUUCAUGUAUUUCAAACUAUAUUAAAAUCAAAAUUAAAUGACUAGUCACUUA